AGAUGAGGAGGAUGAACCAGUCGAAAUGUCGUCCUCGCUGACACGGACAGAACCAUUCUCGCAGUUCUAACACUUCACCACAAGAGGGUGGUAUAGUACUUUCAGAGCAGAGUGAGACCGUGGACGUAUAACCUGUUAGCUGUCUACAAGAUCACGUCCAGUAGCAAAAUGGCGUCUGACAGUGAUGGUGAAGAAGAUUUUGUGACUUAUGGAACCCCUUUAGAACCUCUCGAAGAAGGUGAGCCCCUGAGGAAGCCGAUCCCAAUUCAGGAUCAGAUGGUCAAGGAUGAGAAGGGACGCUUCAAGAGGUUCCAUGGAGCCUUCACGGGUGGUUUUUCGGCUGGCUACUUCAACACUGUGGGAUCCAAAGAAGGAUGGGCACCAUCGACUUUUGUGUCGUCACGACAGCAGAAAGCGGAAAAACAAAUGGUCAGACCUGAAGAUUUCAUGGAUGAGGAGGAUCUUGGUGAGCACGGCAUAGCGCCCCGCGAGAUCACCACCACGGAUGACUUUGCGUCCGGGAGACGGGACCAGGUGCGGGACAAGGCCCGGGCAAUCACCGCUCUCACCGCGCCCAUCCCGGGGGACACUGUGCUGGAGGACCUUGUUGCUCCGGCCAGGACUUCAGUGGGGGUUGAGCUGCUGAGAAAGAUGGGGUGGAAAGAAGGGCAGGGUGUGGGGCCCCGUGUGAAGAGGAAACCUGCCAAACAGAAGAACGAUGCUGGGUUAAGAGGGUAUGGUUGUGCUUUGCCACCGAAUGGAUCUGAGGAAUCUGAGGAGGAGGAGGAUGAAUACGUCCCUGAAAACGUGACGUUUGCGCCGAAAGACGUCAUGCCCAUCGACUUCACCCCCAAAGACGACCUGCACGGGCUGGGGUACCGGGGCCUGAACCCGCAGCAGGCGCUGGUGGGCGGGUCCGGGGCGGGGCACUUUGACCUCUUCACCCUGGACUCGGACAGGGCCAGCAGCCUGCUGGGCGACUCCGGCCCUAAAAACAGGCGGAGGGGUGGGGUAGCGGGUCAGGCGUUUGGUGUGGGGGCGCUGGAGGAGGAGGAUGAUGAUAUCUACCACAGAGACGCCCUCUCCAACUACGACACCGUGCUGGGGGGGGAGGAGCCAGGAGACGGGCUCUUCGGCUGGACGGCGCCACAGCAGUACAGAAACAAGAAAAAAGCGCCCAGUAAAGACGCAGCUUAUCUGGGUAAAAUACUGGAGGGCUUCACCCUGGCUGCCAACCCCGUGGACAAUAAAACCAUUUUCCCCCCUCCUGUGCUCCCGCGGGACUACAGACCAGUGCACUACUUCCGGCCCGUGGUGGACCUGUCCACCGUGAGCCCCCAGGUGGCCCAGGCCCUGCAGGCGUCGGUGGGGCACCUGUCCCAGGACUCCCAGCCUCAGGGGCGUCACCAGCUCGACUCCUCUCAGCGGAGAGAGCUGCUGGGGGAGUCGUCUCUGCAAGGGCCCAGCUCAGUCUUUGACCUGCUGGACGGUAAGGACAAGGAGCGUCUGGAGGGACUGCGGAAAGCAGCGCAGGAGAGGAAGCCUGAAGGCUCGUCCGAAGACCGGCGCGUGGCCAUGGUGGCAGCGGGCGUGGCCGCCGCGGGUGCAGCUGCCGCCGCCGCCAGGGCCUCUUCCCAGCAUGCCCUGUCCAGCCGCUUCCAGCCCGCGGGCGCUGAGCAGGCCCUGAGCGCCUGGAGCAGCCCUACGGCGCACUCCGCCGAGACCUUCAAGCCCUUCGACAAAACCCCGCACAAGCAAGCGCGCUACGACCUGUACAUCAGCAAGCUGAAGCAGGGAGACAAAGACGCUCUGGAGGCCAGCCUGGACCCCGGGAUGACGGAGUGGGAGCGGGGGCGGGAGCAGGACGAGUUCGUGCGGGCCGCCAUGCUCUACAAGCCCAGCAGCUCGUCCCUGAACAGCCGCUUCACCCGCGGCAAGCACGAGGACGACGGCAGCACCGUGGAGGUCCCGCGUGACCAGGAGGGUGACGCUGACGACAAGCAGGCGGCGGUGAAGAUGAAGAUGUUCGGCAAGCUGACGAGGGACACGUUUGAGUGGCACCCCGACACACUGCUCUGCAAACGCUUCAACAUCCCUGACCCUUACCCCGAGUCAGGGCUUGUGGGACUGCCCAAGGUAAAAAGAGACAAGUUCUCCGUGUUCAAUUUCUUAACCAUGACGGACGGCGGCGGCGGCGGCGGCGGCGGCGGCGGCGGCGGGGGGGGCAGCAGCACCAGUGGGAGGACCGAAGCGCAGGGUCCGCGUGGGCCUGCCGCCCCUCACGGUGCCCCCAAACCUGCAGAACCGGCGAAGAGGUCGAGGUGGGACGUGUCGGCCCAAGCCAGCGAGGCGAAGGACCCCCUGAGCGAGUUCCUGAGCGAGGCUCGCUGCCUGGCCUCGUCCACACCGCAAGAGCAGGGCAGCCAGGAGGGCGGCGCCCCAGCACCAGACACUGCUGCAGAGUCGAAAGCGGAGCCGCAGCAGGAAGAUGAGGAGGAGGAAGAGGAGACCCGGCCGCCCAUGGAUUUGUUCAAGGCCAUCUUCGCCAGUUCAUCCGACGAGAAGUCUUCCUCGUCGUCUGAGGGGGAGAGCGAGGACGAGCAGGAGGAAGGUGGCCAGGAACAGCCAGGGCCUCAGGCAGUGAGCCAGCCCAACACAGGCCCCCACCUGCCAGCUGCUGCAGCUCCACCCACCCCCACCCCAGCCCCGGUCCCGGCCCGGGCCCCCACCCCGGCCCAACAAGAAGUGAAAGCCGCCCCAGUGGCGAGUGGGUCCUCUGGCGUCCCUCCCCAGGGCCGGAGAGAGGAAGAGGAGGAGUUUGGGCCCAGACUGCCGCCUCCGUCAUACCCUUGGGGACAGCAGCUUUCCUCCUCAGUCCCUCCAUCCAAGGAGGAAAAACACAAGAAGAAAUGCAAAGAGAAGCACAAGGCCAAGAAGGAGCAUAAACACAAGAAGGAGAAAAAGCACAAGAAGAAGCACAGGAAGCACAAACACAAGGGAAAGCAGAAGAAGAAGAAGGCGGCGGAGGACUCCGGCAGCAGUUCCGGCGCCUCGGCGGACAGCGGCAGCGACUCGGACGACGGCCCUGGCGCUUUGUCGACCGAGGAGCUGCUGAAAAGGCUGAAAACUCUCGGUGGGAAGAAGGUGCUUUGAAUGCGCUGAAACGGAAGAAGUGCACGUGUCCUCUGUGAGGAUGCCCUUUGGCUCACUGCUGUGGUGUUACAUGGUGCUCAACGCAUAGCAUACGUUGUAUUGCCCCGUUCAGAGCCCUGUACAGACGGAUCCUCAGUUCCCUCAGACUGCAGCUGGGAACUGCUCAGUAGAGUGCCACAGGAAUGGAAAGUGAAUUAUGAUUCUUUAUGAUUCUUUAUUUUACAGUUUCUAAAGACUGUAGAUUUUCAAGUCGUCACCCAUCAAGAUGGUGGAGAUUUUGUUUUUAAAUAAAUGCGAACUUGGCAGAGUGUAAAUAUUUGGACUUUUAAUUUAGAUAUUUGGUUGUGGAUUUUUGAUGAAGUUUGUAUUAAACAUCGACAUCUUGGGGUUUUAA
Anguilla anguilla (European eel) is the source of this 3547-nucleotide messenger RNA. It is a transcript of the gene gpatch1, whose product is annotated as G patch domain containing 1. Lineage: Eukaryota; Metazoa; Chordata; Actinopteri; Anguilliformes; Anguillidae. Bases 169 to 3153 code for a protein of 994 amino acids. Gene Ontology annotation, molecular function: RNA binding. Gene Ontology annotation, cellular component: nucleus. The record is from RefSeq and is a predicted model, not a curated record. Gene Ontology annotation, biological process: mRNA processing. The transcript has 21 exons.